Messenger RNA from Amoebophrya sp. A120, 1548 nucleotides. Lineage: Eukaryota; Dinophyceae; Syndiniales; Amoebophryaceae. The record is from the annotation of a GenBank genome assembly.
AUGGCGCCCGUCGACGAAGGGCAAAUCAUAACGUUGAGUUGCGAGGGCGCGACUUGCAAAAUCGCAGUUCAUGGUGCGCACGUGCUAUCCUGGAAGUCUGCAUCCGGGAGGGAAUUGCUUUACAUGUCUGAACUUGCGACUUUCGCCGAGGGGAAAACCGCUCUCCGUGGCGGUAUCCCCAUCUGCUGGCCUGCCUUCGCCGGCAAGAAUCCGAAGAUCGGAAAACACGGCUUUGUGCGCACCGCAACGGAUUGGGAAGUCGUUCCCGUAGCCGGUGGAAAAACCGAGGCCGACAAAGACGCGUCUCUUGCGCAAUUAAAGUACACGACGACGUUUAACCGAUGCUUUGUAAACGGCACCGACAAGACCGAUGUGACUGCUGAGAACAAGGUCACCCUUUUGAUCACGUUCCUCCUGACCAAAAACACACUGGGGCUGCACCUUGCGGUGGAGAAUGCGGCACCGGAACCGCUGCCCUUUUCCGGCUGUCUGCACACCUACUUCGCGAAGGACGAGGCGAAAACUGACGUCGAAGUUUCCGGGUUCAAGUGCUUCAAGAGCACCCGGGAACUGGGAAAGCAAUGGGAAAACGAGGACGACGUCGUGAAAGUGGACGGCAAGCAGGAGGUGGAGCGCAUGUUUUUUGUUCCGAAAGCAGAAAAAGACGUCGCAGACAUGCAAGACUCGGCCGCCGCCCUCGACCCCAAGAGCUUGCUGGAGGACAAGACGACGAUUCAAACGCACGCGAACCCGUGCGUGAUGCGGUUUGAACCCUUUUCGACGCCUGAAGUGCUCACGUAUCAAAUGUAAAAAUGUCUGGGUCUGGAAGAUUGCCAGGUUUGUCAUGCACAUUUUGCAUGACUCGUGAUGUCUGUGAUGCAUGCCCUAGCAUCACAGAUUUUGUGAGGGCUUCCUGAUGCCUAUACCGCAUGGCAAAUACUCUUUCCGUGGAGCAAAACUUGGACUCUCUUCGCUGCUCAUGCAAUACAGAUUUUUUUAGAAUCCAAAACCAGCAUGACAAGUUGGAUUCUUCCAGACCCAGACAUUUUUACAGUUGAUAUCACGCUCUACACGUCGAAAUCCAUUCCAGACUCGGUCGUGUGUAUCAUUUGUAAAAACGUUCCCACACCAUAGUUGUCAUGCAAAUCUGCAUGCUUAAAAUGUUUCUCAUGCGGAGCCCCAUGAGAAGCAUUUUAUAGUCGUGUUUUGCAAUUUGCCAUGCUCCAAUCAGCAUGGUAUGCUAGAUCUGUGAUGCUCCUGAGCUAGCUCAAACAGCACUACAAUACGAGUCCAAAUUUGUCAUGCAAAACAGCCAAAACUUGUGGAUUUGUCUAGCCGAUUCCCCAUCUUGACUAUGGUGUGGGUACGUUUUUACUCAGGAUAGUGUGGAACAUUGGUUCUUCCGCUCCGGACAAAAUCCCGAAGGAUAUGGCAGAAAAGGACGAACUGCGGUACCUGUGCGUGGAGCCCGGUUUGGUCGAACAGGAUGCAGUCGUACCUGCGCAGGGGUCCUGGACCGGGUGGCACGUUAUGGAGCUGAGUGAGUGA